AUGGAACCUAUCAACGCGUCAUCACGUGACGGCUUCUGUUCCUGUAGGCAAGCAUUCUUUGCCUCGGCCCAAAACACCAACCUGUCGCGCUCGUCUCUCGUCUCUCGUCUCUCGUCUCUCGUAACUCAUCGUCGCAACUUGCAAGCGAACGAUUUUGGACUCCCUUAUGAGUACAAGACUUUGCAACGAGUGCCAGAUGACACAUUGAGAGCUGCUCCACCAGUCAUCAUGAUUGUUGCAAUCCGCCAUCAAAACUUCAACCUUUUGCGUCUACAGUCUUCACCUUUCAGCCAGCCAUGCGCUGGCCUGGAAUCCUACACUGGCACAUAA
This is a messenger RNA of Ustilaginoidea virens, 330 nucleotides long. RefSeq lists its product as uncharacterized. Bases 1 to 330 code for a protein of 109 amino acids. Lineage: Eukaryota; Fungi; Ascomycota; Sordariomycetes; Hypocreales; Clavicipitaceae. The transcript is spliced from 2 exons. The record is from RefSeq and is a predicted model, not a curated record.